UAUUAUAUCAUACAAAUGUACAUCAUUGAGGUGUAUAAGACUUCUUCAACUUUCAACUUCAUUUUCAAAAUAUUCGUGGUUGAAGAUAGAUCGAUAUAUACAAUCUCGAUCUCUCUUCUUUCUGUCCGUCUCUCUCUACCAUGGCUAGGGUUUUUCCUCAAGCAGGCGUUUCUUCACCAUACAUGAGUAUGGAGAGAGAGACUUUCACGGUUUGGAUGAAGUCUCUGGUUUAUCAAACCAAUGGUCUAACGGUUUACAAUUCCAAUGGAGAGAUUACGUACCGGGUCGAAAACUAUGACAAAUCUAGCAAUGAAGUGCACAUCAUGGAUCUCCAUGGAAAUAUUCUUUUCACCAUCCGAAAAAAGAAAUUAUGGCUCUUUGGGAGUUGGUGUGUGUAUAAAGAAUGCGGGACGCUGUCAAGCACUGAGGAAGUAAAACCUUUUGUCAAGAUCAAAAGGUCUUGUAGUAGAGAUGGAGAUUGGGAAGUUCGAGAUGAGACCAAUGAAGUCUUUUGGAUUUUAAGAUUUGACCCCAAAUUUGUUUUUCAGAUUAUAGACGUCAAUGGAAACAUCAUUGCAAAGGUAAAACCAAAACAAUCAUCAAAUGGAGUUACAUUGGGGGAAGAUGUGUUAACUUUGGAGGUGAAGCCACGUAUCGAUCAUUCACUCGUUGUAACACUUGUCACGGUAUAUGGACUGAUUAAAGGAAUAGUUUAAAUUUUGUUUGAAUUUCAUAGAGAAUUUUAUAUACAAGAUAGUAAUUUUUCCAACCAUGUUUGUGGUGUGGGAGAUGUAAAUAUUGUCAUUUUUGCGAGCCUUGAACUUUUUGCUUUGUUUAUACUUUGCUAAUGGUUUUAAUUAAAAC
This is a messenger RNA of Raphanus sativus (radish), 864 nucleotides long. RefSeq names its product protein LURP-one-related 4. The transcript is spliced from 3 exons. NCBI's taxonomy places the organism in Eukaryota, Viridiplantae, Streptophyta, Magnoliopsida, Brassicales, Brassicaceae. The record is from RefSeq and is a predicted model, not a curated record. Bases 141 to 716 code for a protein of 191 amino acids.